CUCUUAGGUACCUUCGGUCUUACUCAGUCACGGUUUACAGUUUAACAUGUAUGAUUCAAGUUAUAAUUCAAUGAGGUUUUUGUUAAAAUUAAUGUAAUUUCUUCAAUUUAGUAGCCCUAGGCCUAUAUAUGUUUUUAGGUUAACCGUAUUAAUGCUUUUAGGUUAUGAAUUCCAUUUUUUAGUGAUUGCUCAUUUUGAUACUGCAAUAUGCCAAUGCUGUGUGAUCCGUUUAACCAUAAGUUUUUUUUAUUGCACCAUUCUACUUUCCAAAAGCACAGUGUACUUGUAAUCUACAUGUAUGUUUUAUUAUGUAAUAGCAUAAGCUCGGUAUGCUGUGUCUUUCGAACAUUGGGAAAGCUUUAGCUUCAAAAAAUUUCACCAAUUUUCUACCAAGUGUAUACUUCCAAGCUCUGCAUACCUCUUCUCCUGCAACAAAGAAAGACUUAGUAUUCAGUGAACCAACUCGUUGGCCAGUUUACAAUGAUCAAAUAUUCCCUCCACAAUCUCCUGAUGAACCAAGAAGGCCAGCAUUCGUGUGUCACAUGAAGACGAAUAUAAAAUACAGUCCGAAGAAACUGUGGUACGUAGCUUGCUUUGUGAGAGGGAUGUCGGUCGAUGAAGCCAUCGAUCAGCUGAAGUUCGUUCCUCGCAAGGGGGCCGAAGCAGUUCGCCAGUGCAUCGAGGAAGCUCAGAAGCUGGCCGUUGAGGAGCACAAUGUCGAAUUCAAGAGUAAUCUAUGGGUUGCGGAAUCCCGUGUUGCCAAAGGUAUAACGAUAAAAGGAAUAAGGCGGCAUGCCAAGAUGAGGAUGGGCUGUAUCAAAUACCGUUACAGUCACUACCUGGUUCGUCUGGAGGAGGGAAAGCCACCUGCAAAGGGAGAAUAUUAUUGGCAUGGACCCAACGAUGGCCCCUCCCUACUCGAUGAUUGGUUGGCCAUGAUGAGGCGAAGGAAGAUCAUAUCAUCCUUAUAAUAGUUCACAUCAACAUACUCCUUACAAUACAAAACUAAAAUCUUGCUAGUAUCUGAUAAUUUGCUAUUGCUUGUAAAUACAGUGAAUUAAUAAAUAAUUUUGUUUAUA
This is a messenger RNA of Nilaparvata lugens (brown planthopper), 1079 nucleotides long. RefSeq names its product 39S ribosomal protein L22, mitochondrial (gene mRpL22). The record is from RefSeq and is a predicted model, not a curated record. Gene Ontology annotation, cellular component: mitochondrial large ribosomal subunit; ribosome. Bases 330 to 971 code for a protein of 213 amino acids. The transcript has 4 exons. Lineage: Eukaryota; Metazoa; Arthropoda; Insecta; Hemiptera; Delphacidae. Gene Ontology annotation, molecular function: structural constituent of ribosome. Gene Ontology annotation, biological process: translation; ribosome assembly.